Molecule: messenger RNA, 1425 nt
Organism: Drosophila gunungcola (fruit fly)
Lineage: Eukaryota; Metazoa; Arthropoda; Insecta; Diptera; Drosophilidae
Product: fas apoptotic inhibitory molecule 1
Exons: 5
Coding region: 731-1414 (227 amino acids)
Biological process (GO): negative regulation of extrinsic apoptotic signaling pathway via death domain receptors; positive regulation of neurogenesis; canonical NF-kappaB signal transduction
Source: RefSeq, a predicted model, not a curated record
UAAAGGAAAACAGGAAAUUUGUAAGACCUUGAGUUCAUUUAGAUUCAAAUUAAUAUACACUAUGAAACAACUUUCGCUACAGCAUAUAACAAAUUUAAAUGUGGGUUUCAUGACUUAUGUUUAGAGCUAAGAAGCAGGCUCAAAAAGUCAACUGCUACGAGCUGUUGGUUGGCCUGACCCCCAUUUUCAUUGCCUUAGCUCAACUUUAGACCAAGAAAUUUUUGGGCGUCUUAAAGGAGCUUUCCCUGUGCCACACACUUAAACUUGUAUCCACACGCACGGCUAGUGGAAACAAAUCAACUCUGUUUUGGCGCCAUGCGGCGUAGUUGCUCUGCACUUUGCCUUCACUUUGGCAGACCGACAAACGCGACCGCGACUCUCGGCCAGAAAGCCAGAACAGAGCAGAGCAGAGAGCCAGGCCAAAAGGCAAAGGCAAUGGCAAAGGCAGUGGCAGCCGGGCCAACUAGUUUUUCUUCAGUUCCUACUUUUGGCUUUUAUUGUGCACGGGGUUUGUGUUGUUUAGUGUGCCACUGGCGCUAACAACGUGCGGUUCACUCUUGCGGUCUUGUCGCCGACCGGUAAAGCCAGUAAGCGGAAUAAAACCAACACCGAUUCCGGGCCUCUAAACAAAGGUUUAAACAAGAUCUGUGCAGAUUACACAAGUUCUUUGAACUCCCCCCCAAAAUAUCCCUAUCCCCUUUUUGGGGUUGUGUAACCCAUCAGGCGACCCAUGUCCUUUCUCUCGCCCACACUGCGACUGGAAAAUCUGUCCACGCAGCCCACGAUGACGCAGGAUCAUGUGCCCGAGGACCAGCGCUAUAACAAACAGAACAUCGUGGCACAAUGGUGCAGUCCCAUCAAUGGAAAGAUGUACCGCAUCGAGCUGGAACACGGAACCACCAGUGGGAGGCGCAUGAUUUGGGUCAAUGGACGGGAGGUCCUGCGUCGCGACUGGAUGUUCAAGCUGGUGGGCGAGGACACCUUUCACAUCGAUCAGACGCGCUGCAUCAUACGCGUUGAUCCUGCGCCGGGUUUCAAGUACGAGUACUCCCUCUACAUCGAUGGCAAGUCGCACGAGCAGUACACCGAGGAUAUAACCAGGCAGUAUCGACUGUGGCUCUACACAUGCGAUUCAGAGGCGGAGGCGAGGCAGGAGUACAGGAUAAUGCUCAAGCUGGACACGCUGAGUCUGUACGUAAACGACGAGCUGCGCACCGAGGAGUCGGUUUUCGUUCACGGCGGCACAGACACCAAAUUCCUGCUGCAGGACACGGAAUUCGUGCUUCAGGCACGCUCAAGUGGCAAUAAACAUGAUGGCAUCGUUCACACUCUGCUGGCCAAUGGGGUGCCAGUUCCGGAGGCAAAGAUUCAGGAGAUUAUGCAAGAGCCGGUCUCCAUUUUGCAGGGCAACUGAGGCACCGGCAC